UGCGCGCUGUAAAACAGACAAGGAAGCUGUGUAUUUUGCUGCUACGCAACAACACUCGCCGCUGCUGCUGCGAUCUCUUCGCUGCUAAUCUGCUGUGAAUGUUGUUCGCACGGUACACGAGGCGAAACAGCAGCAACGACGUCAUCGAUCGAAGACCCGUCGACAGAGCCGCCACCAAACACCAAGGUUCCUCAACAACAACAAUACCCAGCAUCACCACCGUAAUAGACCAGUGACACUCACACGACGGUAACGGUAAUCCUUCCUUCCGCGACCAUGAGAAUAGAGGUGAAUUCGGCGGCAGACUUUCUGAUGAAUUUGCUGCGGGUGCGAAAGGCCAACCAGCUGUCGGAGAACCAGCUGCAGCACUUCAAGGGUUCGCUGGAGCAGAUCCUGACGCGCCACUUCCAGCGCCACUGGUACCCGGAGGUCCCGAACAAGGGGUCCGGGUUCCGGUGUCUGCGCAUCAACGGGAAGAUGGAUCCGAUCAUCGAGAAGGCGGGCCACGCCGUCGGCCUGAAUGCCGUCAUCCUGCGGAAGCUGCUCCCGCUCGAGCUGACCGUCUGGAUCGACCCGGACGAGGUUUCGUACCGGAUCGGUGAGAACGGGACGAUCUGCGUGCUGUACGAUAUCGCGCAGAGCCGGGCCAGCCCGUCGUCCGAUCUCGACUCGACCGGAAGCAGCACCGGCAUGAGUCCCUGCGAUGAGUUCAUCAUGGAGCGCGUCGGCCGGCUCGAUCUGUCCCUGUCGUCGGUGGACAGCGGUAACGGUAGUAGCAGCAGCAGCAACGGUGCCGCGAUGGCCGACUAUCUGGAGCAUACUAGUGCCAGCUCCAAUGGCAAAUCGCAGCACCAUCCGCAGCAACAGCAGCACCAUAACAACAAGUACAAUCACAACCAAUCGAACAACAACCACCACCACCAUCAUUACGCUAAGCAGCGUCACAGCAACAGCAUGAGCUCGUCCUCGAGCGGACAAACUAGUCCUCCCCUGAGCCCUCCGUACGGUGCUGCCGCCAACGCCGGAUACUUGAACUACCAGCACCUGGCCAGAUACCAGCAGCAGCAGCAGCAGCAACCGCAGCACGGCAACAACUUCUACCCAUCGGCGGCCACCGUUCACCAGCCGCAACAAUACUUCCACUGGGACAACCAGUUCGUCAACAACAAGGUGCGAACCCAAUGUUAAGCAAAGCACAACAACGCGACGAAGAAGGGGCAUGGAGAGAGAGAGAUGGAGCGAGCAAGUGUGAUCCCGUCUGACUAUUCCCCCGUUCGGUCGAUCAAACAUCGAUCACCCAACACACCACCAACAACAACAACCAGAUGUACAUUUUCGAAGGCCACAACCCCGUGCGAUAAAGGAUACGCCGUUGGCCCCGGCCGGAAGCAAAUUGAUCUCUUAUCAUCCCGCGAAAACGGGGGGGACACUCUUUGGCGUCAGAGAAGUGAAGGGGAUUGGCGUGCUGGUCCGCCGCCGCGAGAAUGAACGAAUUAAAAAUCUACUUCCUCCCCCCGACAGGAGGGUGUGUGUCGAAAUUCGGAGUGUUUCUAAUUCGCUUGUGUCCUCCGUG
Messenger RNA from Anopheles cruzii, 1573 nucleotides. It is a transcript of the gene Tob, whose product is annotated as protein Tob1. Gene Ontology annotation, biological process: negative regulation of mitotic cell cycle; negative regulation of cell population proliferation. The record is from RefSeq and is a predicted model, not a curated record. Bases 277 to 1188 code for a protein of 303 amino acids. Gene Ontology annotation, cellular component: cytoplasm; nucleus. NCBI's taxonomy places the organism in Eukaryota, Metazoa, Arthropoda, Insecta, Diptera, Culicidae. The transcript has a single exon.